Molecule: messenger RNA, 1467 nt
Organism: Schistosoma bovis
Lineage: Eukaryota; Metazoa; Platyhelminthes; Trematoda; Strigeidida; Schistosomatidae
Source: the annotation of a GenBank genome assembly
GAUCGAAUGCUAUCGAUCAUGUUAAUGUAUAAUACAUCCACCAUUGUCAUCAGUGAAUUACUAUUUCACAACUGACCCAACUGAACUCCACUGAUCUAGUGCUUUCAGGUUUUUUAUGGUAGUCUAGCUUCAGUUGAUUCAUAUAAAUAAAAAGCAAAAUAUGGAAAAUCAAAAAAACGAACAAACAAAUAAACAACUAAACAAACAGAUGAUUAUACUAUUGUAAACUGACCAAUAAGAAAAUUUCCCAUAAAAUAAAAUAUUAAUUUCGGUUAAAUAGGGAAUGUUUUUAUGUUUAUUUGUUAAAAAAAAAGAACAAACAAAUAGAAGAGAAUAUAAAUAGAAAGUAAUUAAAGGAUAAUUUUGAGUUGAACAAAAGAAGAUUAUUGUGAAAUAUAAUAAAUAGGAAAAUACACAAUAGAACUUGAAACAGUCUUGGUUCAGAUAAUUAACAAAGUACGCAAAUAAAAAUGAAAACACAAUUAUCUGAAUUAUUCACUAUAAUGGUGUUAACUAUUUUGAUCUUAUCAUUGGUUAACGUAUAUAGUUUAUCUGAAGAACAAAAUUCUCAUAAACAGUUCUAUGAUCCACUUUAUGAAUACAGUGACUACAUCAAUCGGGAGAUAAUUCCAAACAAACGUUAUAUUAGAUUUGGAAAACGAGGAGCUGAUGAUGUUAUGAAUUACGGUGGUAUUCCAGCAUUAACACGGCAUAAAACCUACUCUAUAUAUGAUCUCUUAAAAGAAAGACAAUAGAAUUAAUAAUUAAUGCGUUUUUGUUUCUUUUUUCUAUUAAAAGAAGAAAAGAGUUUUAUUAAGAAGACAAGACAAAAUCUGUGUCAAUAUUUCACUUUCUGAACUAAUUGUGACUUAUACUUUCCUUAUAAAAAAAUACUACUGAACAUCAUAUACAUGAGACUUGUACUUUUUUAUUUUCAUCUUUAUUAGGUCUGAAAGUAACAACAUCAUAAGGUAAGCAUACGAAACCAGUAAGUGAAAAGUCAAUGAUUAUUGAGUUCCAUUCCAGUAACCAGUAAUGGAUGAAAUUUAUCGAUUGAUAUCGAAACUAUUCAUCGUUAAAAAAUAUUUGAAAUAAAUAUUAGGUUCCUAAGAGAAACCAGUAAAGCUUCUUGGUUUACAAGAAAUCAAGUUUACUGUUUACCUAUUAAAAAAUUUCAUCUUUAUGAAUCUCUCAGAUCUCUUCAUUUAAAUCUUAGGAUAAAAGAAAAUAUAUAAACAUUUUGUUUACUGUUUCAAGGAUCACUUCAAACUAGUAAUAUCAUCGUUAAUAAUACUGAGUGUGUUUUAUUAUACAUCAUUUAAUCAAACAUAUUGUUAUACAUAUUUGAACGUGACUAAAAAUAAAAGGAAGAUUUCUCUUAUUUUCUCUAUCCAAAAGUCACGAUUUAUUUGAAGUUAUGAAUCUUAACAAAUCACUUCACUUAGUUUUUGUUCAAAAAUUGAUGAU